GGGCGGACCUAGGGCGGCUGUCCCGAGCACUUUGGCUCCGGGCUGCUCUGCCCUGCUGCCCGCCACGUCUCCACGCCGGACCGCGGGCGCCUUCGCCUUCCGAGGGCCGCCCGGCCUCUGCAGGCCUGCCGCGCCCGGUGUUUGCUCCUUUUCAAACCUAGAUGCAACUGUUAGCAGAGUGGAGCAUCUGCCUGCGUCCCACGUGUGCCGCAAAGCAUGCCGUGGCCCGGGAGUGCUCCUCGCAGCCGCCCUCGCCUCCUGCACAGCCAGACCUCACCUGACCGGCACACGGUGCCAAGCCCACAGCUCUCCAAGGGGGAAGAUGGCCUGGCCUGGGAACUCGCCCUGAGCACCUGCCUCUGAUCCUCAUCCAAGAGCGGGUGGCGACAGCAGCCUGCGAGCGCCGCAGGGAGCCUCAGGGACCGCCCCCAGCCCCGCUCCCAGCUCACCCACAAGAUGUGGACAGCCCUCAUGCUCGCCUGCCUUUCCUCCGUGUCCUUAUCCGGAAGCCUGGUGGCCUCCCAGGGUCCAGGGUCCCCAACCCUCAGCCCAACACACGGUAACAUAGGCAACGAAAGUGCAUCCAGGGGAAUAACUAAGAGCAUCUUUAACACAACGUCUGGAAGAAUGAUGACACUCUCUCCUGUCACAUCAGCCAGAGGGACUUUGGGGGCCAACCACAGCUCCCCUGCGGUCACAGCAGGGGGAACACUCAGGACAGAUGCAGAUGCUGUGGCAACCGUGGCAGGUGGCCCUGGCCUCACAGCCUCCAAGGUGUCCACGCCGCCCUCCCCAGCGUCCACUCAACCCGCUCCAUCCUCCACGGCCGCUCUCAGCAACCCCCGCACCCAGGCGCCCGGCAGCAGCACGUCGCCAAGAGCUGCACCUCCGCCGCCACCGGCCCCCAGCGCUCCGACCGCUGCCGCCACCUCAGCGAGCGCGAGCAGCCCCCGCGGCGCACAGAGCCCUGCCGAGCGCAUGCCCGGCCACUCCACAGCCAGCCCCACGCCCUCCGUGGGUCCCCAAACACCCAGCGCGUUCACUCAAGCCCCUGCCACCCAGGCGUCGACCACCCAGCCCAUGGCAGACACAGCAAGUAGGCCCACCCUGCCCCUCGCAAAUACAACCUCAGGGUCCACCCUUUCUUCUGUGGCUUCUGUGUCCACCACAGUGGUGACAGCCACCAAGGCACAAGCUGAGGGGCCAGCUACCAGCACAGUGUCAGCUCCUGUGCCUCACACCAGCGGGACCCCUGAGGCGGAGCCUGUGUCCCCCAGGACAUCGCCAAGCCCUGCUCCAUCUACCCACGGGGCCACGGGCACGCCCCCUACACCGGGGCAGGUACAGCCUGAGGCUGCAGGUGGUACUGCUUCCACCGGCCCAACACUCGGGAGCUCAGGGGACCCUAAGAUGCCAACCACUGACUCGUGCCAGCUCAGCACCCAAGGCCAGUACCUGGUGGUCACCACCAACCCCCUGCCCCUGUCCCCAGUGAACAGAAGUGCCCUCCUGGCCGUGCUGUUGCUCGGGGUGACCCUUUUUGUCACAGUCUUGGUUCUGUUUGCCCUGCAAGCCUACGAGAGCUACAAGAAGAAGGACUACACACAGGUGGACUAUUUAAUCAACGGGAUGUACGCGGACUCAGAAAUGUGAGGCAUGGGGAGGCUGGCCUUCAGCCCCAGCUGGACCCUUCCCUGCCUCCCGUUUUCCCUCUGAGACCAAACCAAGUGCUUCCAGAUUCUUCGGUGCGACUUAGGAGAUAAUGCCAGAUGCUUAAACACAUGUAAUUAUUGUCAGAUUUAUUCCAUGAUCACUAAAGAAUUG
Messenger RNA from Pteronotus mesoamericanus, 1824 nucleotides. It is a transcript of the gene CUNH11orf24, whose product is annotated as chromosome unknown C11orf24 homolog. The transcript has 4 exons. Bases 457 to 1653 code for a protein of 398 amino acids. NCBI's taxonomy places the organism in Eukaryota, Metazoa, Chordata, Mammalia, Chiroptera, Mormoopidae. The record is from RefSeq and is a predicted model, not a curated record.